UGAAGGAGCCUCAGUAGAGACUUAUAUGGAGCAGUCACACUGACCAAGAGAAAUUAUUUCUUUAUCCUUUGGAAUCGAUUUAAAUUCACCGAUUGUGAUCAACUCAGAAUCAAUGAACAGAACCUGAAAGUGUCACUCCUGCUUGUAGCUAUUAGUGGAUUUACGGUAAGAGCCGUUGUUUAUCAAACAGACAACGUCAUGACGUCGCACAGGCGUUAACUGACGUCCUACACAUCAGUCUCACUGGUGUUUAUUGUUUGAGGCUGCAGUCAACAGCAGGUAGGAUGUUGCGGCUACGCUGUAAGACCAAAAAUGGGAGCCACAUAAUGCAGGGCUUGACUCAUCAGUCCUGUGUGCAAGAGCUGAAGAAAAAGGUGGAGGAGCUGACUGGUAUCCCCUGUGAUGUGCAGAAGUUUAUGGUUGGCUAUCCACCCUCCAGCCUUGAUCUUCGAAAUGGAGAUGCUCACUUAAAGGACUACCCAAUCAAAUCAGGGGACACACUCAUUGUUGAGGAAGAAAAAAACAAGCCAAAGCCUCCUCAGGAACCCACUGUGACUAAAACACCACGCCUGGAAGCCUCACCCAUGCUGGCACGACGAGUGGUCCCAGCUGACAACUCCUGCCUCUUCACCAGUGUGUAUUAUGUGGUUGAAGGUGGUGUAUAUGACCCCGCUUGUGCUCCUGAAAUGCGAGGCCUCAUCGCCCAGAUUGUGUCAAGUGACCCCACUGCUUACUCUGAAGCGGUGCUGGGAAAGACCAAUGAGGAGUAUUGCACUUGGAUAAGGCGUGACGACACCUGGGGGGGAGCCAUCGAGGUGUCCAUCCUGUCCAAGUUUUACCAGUGUGAGAUCUGUGUGGUGGACACUCAGACAGUCCGAGUGGAUCGAUUUGGGGAGGAUGCCGGCUACCACAAACGUGUCCUGCUCAUCUACGACGGCAUCCACUACGACCCACUGCAGAAAGAGACUCCCGGCUCCGACGCUCCGCCCCAGACUAUCUUCUCCACCACGGACGACGUGAUCCUGGCCCAGGCCCUCGAGCUGGCAGACGAGGCUCGCCGCAAGCGGCAGUUCACGGACGUUAACCGCUUUGCGUUGCGCUGCAUGGUGUGCCAGACAGGCCUGGUGGGACAAAAGGAAGCUCGUGAGCAUGCCAAGGAAACAGGCCACACUAAUUUCGGCGAAGUGUGAACACUGUUUUGUCUUUUCUCCCUCUCACAAAUACAACCACCACCAACCCUGUGUCUGGCAACUCUGUUGGUCUAUCUGUCAAUCUGCUUGUGUGAUCCUCUACCUCACAUUGUCCAGCGACAUCUAUGGAGAAUCUGCAGACGCUGUGUUCAGCCUCUAACCUGUUCAGUAUUACUUUUUAACUGCUGUCAGUUCUCAAAGUCAGAAACACUGCUGCAGUGCUCCGAUGUCCUAAAACCAUCAUUUUAGUCUAUUAGGGAUGGUUUCAAAUCUGUCUAACUGGGUAAAGUAAAAUAUGCAAACAAUUCUUGGGAUUUGCUUUAAUCUCUUUUGAUUACUCAGAUGACUGGGUUUUAUUGCUAAAAUAGCAACUGAUGUGCGGUCAAUUAGAAAAUGCAACAAAUUGCCAAUACUUGCCUGUGACUUAUUAAAACUGUAUGUGAUAAAACCCCGCUAUCUGGCUCUAAAAAGAGUUUGAAACAACCACUGAGAAUUAUUUGCACUAUGGCGUGAUGCUAUUCACUGUUGUCUUAAGCGCAGCACACAAAGUAUGACUGUUAUUCAUCAUGUUGGUUAUGUAGCACGUUUUUUUUUUUAUUUCUCUUGUUGACAGAUGUUAUAAAAUCUUCCAAUGCUAAAAACUGCUAAUUUGGUUGGAUGUAGAUGUCUGAAUUGUUGAGCACAGUUGCACUGUGUUAAUGCUAAGCUGGAUUCAUCUUUAUACAAAUGUGACAUGUUUUUGAAUUUACUGAGCUAUUGCGAUUGAGGUUAUGCAUUUUGAAAUACAAUAUCAUGGUACAAAUUGUGUUUCAAAAUUACACUUAUUACUUAUGUGGGACUUUUUUUUGUCUUUUUUCUAUGUUACUAACUUUUUUUUUUGAGGUUGCAACAUGGUUGAUCAGUGAUCGUAUUUUAGAUUAGAUUAAAAAUAUAUAAUGGUGCUGAAAACACAACAUUUCACAAACUCUGUAGCUCUUUGUUUGUCUUCAUGGGUAUGACAGUUUUUCAGGAGUGUAAUUUUUAAUUCUGGUGUGUAAUUUUCAAAUGUCAUGCUGUAAUCUUUUUAAAAAUACAUUUUUUGUGUUUUGUAUUGCUGCAUAUUUUGAAAAACACUAUUAAGCAUGAUGAGUUGUUUGAGCCUUGUAUUUCGGUACACAAAUCCUGGUGAGAGGGGAGUGUAGUGAAUAGAAAUCUGAGAGGAGUGAGUGCAAAGAUACACUGUAUGAGAUCCUGCACACUUAAUGAAUUUACUGUUCAGGUACAGUCCAUAUGUUAAGCUAAUCAGUAUUAACCUUGGCAUUCUUAAUUUUUCAGCUUACAUUUGCAGCCAAAAAGUAUCUCUAGACAGGGUGUUUGAAAACUGUAAGUAAACAUUCAUUUUGAUUUAACACUUAGUGCAUGAUGUCCAAAAAAAAAACGCCAUUCUGUUUUGCUGUAUGUUUCACACAACUGGAGCAAGUUCUCACAUUUCCAGCUAAAGUCAGGCAUCAUCUCUUUGCUAAUUCCUUUAAUUCACACUGCCUAUAAGAUUAAAGCAUGCACUUGUUUAUUUUAAGCCACAGCUCAAAAAUGUUAAGUUGGAGGAGGCCUGAAGAUAGUUGAAAUAUUUUUCUCCUUAAACUCAGUUGAUGGUGUUGUGGAGAACCAGGAGUUCUGCUUCACAUAUCUAGUGGCAAUAUUGUUUCGAAGUUGUUGCGAAAAAAAACAAAAGUUUGACAGUGGAGAACUUGAUUUGGGCUUUCUUUCAGAUUUUUUUUGUGUUCAGAUUCAGAGGUGGUGUUAAACAAACUGCAAAGCUCAAAUGUCAAAUCAUUUCUUUGUUUGGAUGUGAAUUAUUAGGAUCUUUUUUCCUCAUCUAUUACCUUUUAGGUAGUUUAUUUUAACAGUGAUUAUGAAUUAGUCAGCUUGCAUUAAGUGAAACUAUGAAAUGGCUUUGUAUUUGUAUUUACUAAGUUCUCAUGACUCUUCAAGGACAAUAACAAUGAAUGUUGCACACAAAGCACUACAGAAUAACUGGAUUUACUUGAUUUUUUUCAGUGUUGUGUCAAUUAAAAGUUAUAGCAACAG
Molecule: messenger RNA, 3257 nt
Organism: Centropristis striata (black sea bass)
Lineage: Eukaryota; Metazoa; Chordata; Actinopteri; Perciformes; Serranidae
Gene: yod1
Product: YOD1 deubiquitinase
Exons: 3
Coding region: 285-1190 (301 amino acids)
Biological process (GO): protein deubiquitination; endoplasmic reticulum unfolded protein response
Cellular component (GO): nucleus; cytosol
Molecular function (GO): cysteine-type deubiquitinase activity; protein binding
Source: RefSeq, a predicted model, not a curated record